Molecule: messenger RNA, 744 nt
Organism: Lemur catta (Ring-tailed lemur)
Lineage: Eukaryota; Metazoa; Chordata; Mammalia; Primates; Lemuridae
Product: aquaporin-8-like
Exons: 5
Coding region: 1-744 (247 amino acids)
Biological process (GO): transmembrane transport; water transport
Cellular component (GO): plasma membrane
Molecular function (GO): water channel activity
Source: RefSeq, a predicted model, not a curated record
AUGUUUACUGAAUGCUCAGUAGCUAUGUGUGACUCUGACUUUGGCAAUGACCAGGCGAAGGAGCCGAGCGUGGGUGACAGGUGGCGUGUGUCCUGGUACCAGCGGCUGGUGCAGCCCUGCCUGGCUGAACUGCUGGGCUCUGCCUUCUUCGUGUUCAUCGGGUGCAUGUCAGUCAUUGAGAACGCGACAAACAUGGGGCUGCUGCAGCCAGCCCUGGCCCACGGGCUGGCCCUGGGCAUCCUCAUUGCCACACUGGGGAACAUCAGUGGGGCACACUUGAACCCUGCAGCAUCUCUAAUGGCCAUGCUGAGCGGAGGCCUCACCCUGAUGAUGCUUGUUCCCUACUGGAUCUCCCAGCUGCUUGGCGGGCUGAUCGGGGCUGCCCUGGCCAAGGCAGUGAGUCCUGCGGAGAGGUUCUGGAACGCAUCUGGGGCAGCCUUUGUGACGGUCCAGGAGCAGGGGCAGGUGGUGAGGGCGUUGGUGGCGGAAGUCAUCCUGACGGUGCUGGUCCUGAUCGUGUGCACAGGCACCACCAAACGAAGGACCACACGCCCCGUGGCCCCAUUCUGCACCGGCCUGUCUGUCACCAUGGCCAUCCUGGCAGGGGGUAAUGUGUCUGGACCCUGCAUGAACCCUGCCCGUGCCUUUGGACCUGCCGUGAUGGCCAACUACUGGGGCUUCCACUGGAUCUACUGGCUGGGCCCACUCCUGGCUGGCCUGCUGGUGGGACUGUUCAUUAGGUAG